UUGAUCGCCGAGCAACACAACUAGACCUCCCCGGCAUGGCUGGACGACCGACGGGAGGCCCUCCAGGGGGCCCUUCCAAUAAUGACCUGCUGCUAGAUCUGGAAAACGACCAGCCCGUCUACAAUGGAGGGCAGCGAUCCGCCGUGACCGACGACGACCUAUUGCGAUACGACCACGACCAGCCCCAAGGCCGCCCCUCCGUUUCGUAUGAUGACUUUGUCGGCGGCGGCGGAGGAGGAGGAGGGGGAGGCAGCCACGCUCAGCAACCUUCGGCUUUAAGACCGUUACCCGGAGGUCCCACGUCGCCCACCGGCGGCGGCGGCGGCGGCGGCGCACCCCCUGGCCCCUACAUGCAAAGACACUACAGUCAAACGUCGGAACUAAACAACUACCAGCGAUACGCCGACGACUUUGACGACUACUCGGCCGAAGGCGAAUCAUAUUACCAACAGGGAGGCGCCGCGACAAGCACCAACAAUGUGGGAGAUUCGUCGGCCAGGGCCAAUGCCCGGAACCGUAACAGCGUUCUGAGCCUGGGCGGGGGCUUCUUUGGUCGGAUGAAGAACAAGCUGGGCAUGGGCCAAGGGUACUCGGAGAUGGACCUGCCUUUGACAGAGCCGGGCGGCAAUGGACGGACAGACUCCGGCAUCGACCCGCAGGCGAAGCAGGGCAAGAAGCUGGACAUGGGCAACUUCAAGUUCGGAUUCGGUCGAAGCAAGCCGGACCCCUCGACUCUGGGCCCCAGAAUGAUCCAUUUGAACAACCCGCCCGCCAACGCAGCGAACAAGUACGUCGACAACCACAUCUCGACGGCCAAGUACAACGUCGCGACCUUCCUGCCCAAGUUCCUCUUUGAGCAGUUCUCCAAAUUCGCAAACAUCUUUUUCCUGUUCACGGCCGCGUUGCAGCAGAUCCCCAACCUCUCGCCCACCAACAGGUAUACCACGAUUAUCCCGCUCUUCAUCGUGAUGAUGGUCUCUGCCGGAAAGGAGUUGGUCGAGGACUACCGCAGAAAGCAGGCCGACCACCAGCUGAACACGUCCAAGGCCCGCGUCCUGCGCGGCACCACCUUCCAGGAGACCAAGUGGAUCAACGUUUCCGUCGGCGACAUCAUCCGCGUCGAGUCCGAGGAGCCCUUCCCCGCCGAUCUGGUCCUCCUCGCGAGUUCCGAGCCCGAGGGCCUGUGCUACAUCGAAACGGCCAACCUCGAUGGAGAGACCAACUUGAAGAUCAAGCAAGCCUUGCCCGAGACCUGCACCAUGGUCAGCUCCAGCGAUCUGAGCAGGCUCGGCGGCAGGAUCAAGUCCGAGCAGCCCAACAGCAGUCUGUACACGUACGAGGCCACCCUGACGAUGCAGGCGGGCGGGGGUGAGAAGGAGUUGCCCCUGAACCCCGAACAGCUCUUGCUCCGCGGUGCCACUCUGCGCAACACUCCCUGGAUCCAUGGCGCCGUUGUCUUCACCGGCCAUGAGACGAAGCUCAUGCGCAACGCCACGGCCGCGCCCAUCAAGCGCACAAAGGUCGAAAAGAAGCUCAACAUACUCGUUCUCGUCCUCGUCGGCAUCCUCCUUGUUCUCAGCGUCAUCUGUACGGUAGGUGACCUUGUUCAGCGCAAGGUUGAGGGUGACGCCAUUUCGUACCUACAGCUCGACUCAACCGGCUCGGCCAACGACAUCAUCAGGACCUUCUUCAAGGACAUGGUCACGUACUGGGUCUUGUUCUCGUCCCUCGUGCCCAUCUCGCUCUUCGUCACCCUGGAGAUGGUCAAGUACUGGCACGGCAUUCUCAUCAACGACGACCUCGACAUCUACUACGACCGCACCGACACCCCCGCCAACUGCAGGACGUCCAGUUUGGUGGAGGAGCUCGGCAUGGUCGAGUUUGUCUUCUCCGACAAGACUGGUACCUUGACCUGCAACAUGAUGGAGUUCAAGCAGGCCUCGAUUGGCGGGAUCCAGUAUGCCGAGGAUGUGCCCGAGGACCUCAGGGCAACCAUCCAGGACGGCGUUGAAGUAGGGAUCCACGACUACAAGCGACUGGCGGAGAACCUCAAGAGCCACGAGACGGCCCCCGUCAUCGACCACUUCCUGGCCUUGCUGGCUACCUGCCACACUGUCAUUCCCGAGAGAGGCGAGGAGAAAGGCGGCAAGAUCAAGUACCAGGCGGCUUCGCCCGACGAGGGUGCCCUUGUCGAGGGCGCCGCCCAGCUUGGUUAUGUCUUUACCGAUCGCAAGCCGAGAUCCGUCUUCAUCGAGGCAGGAGGACGCGAGCUCGAGUAUGAGCUCCUGGCCGUUUGCGAGUUCAACUCCACCAGGAAGCGCAUGUCAACCAUCUACCGGUGCCCCGACGGAAAGGUCCGCGUCUACUGCAAGGGUGCCGAUACCGUCAUCCUCGAGCGCCUAAACGACCAGAACCCGCACGUCGAAGCCACCCUGCGCCACCUGGAAGAGUACGCCUCCGAGGGUCUGCGAACGCUCUGUCUCGCCAUGCGUGAGGUUCCCGAGCAAGAGUUCCAGGAAUGGUUCCAGAUCUUCGAAAAGGCCGGCAUGACCGUCGGUGGCACCCGCGCGGACGAGCUGGACAAGGCGGCCGAGAUCAUCGAACGCGACUUCUACCUCCUCGGGGCAACCGCUAUCGAAGACCGUCUUCAGGACGGCGUCCCGGAGACCAUCCACACGCUCCAGCAGGCCAGCAUCAAGGUGUGGGUGUUGACGGGCGAUCGCCAGGAGACCGCCAUCAACAUUGGCAUGAGUUGCAAGCUUCUGAGCGAGGACAUGAUGCUUCUGAUUGUCAACGAGGAAAGCGCCGAGGCGACGCGCGACAACAUUCAGAAGAAGCUCGACGCCAUCCGCACUCAAGGCGACGGCACGAUCGAGACGGAAACCCUCGCCCUCAUCAUCGACGGCAAGUCUCUGACCUACGCCUUGGAGAAGGACCUGGAGAAGCAGUUCCUCGACCUGGCCAUCAUGUGCAAGGCCGUCAUCUGCUGCCGUGUGUCCCCGCUGCAGAAGGCUCUCGUCGUCAAGCUGGUCAAGAAGUAUCAGAAGGAAUCCAUCCUCCUCGCCAUCGGCGACGGCGCGAACGACGUCUCCAUGAUCCAGGCCGCCCACAUCGGUGUCGGUAUCAGCGGCAUGGAGGGUCUCCAGGCCGCCCGGAGCGCCGACGUCUCCAUUGGCCAGUUCCGGUACCUUAGGAAGCUGUUGUUGGUGCACGGCGCCUGGAGCUACCAGCGCGUCGCCAAGACCAUUCUCUUCUCCUUUUACAAGAACAUCACAUUGUACAUGACGCAGUUCUGGUACACGUUUCAAAACGUCUUCUCUGGUGCCGUCAUCUACGAGUCUUGGACGCUCUCCUUCUAUAACGUCUUCUACACCGUCUUGCCUCCACUGGCCCUGGGCAUUCUCGAUCAGUUCAUCUCGGCGAGACUCCUCGACCGUUACCCGCAGCUGUACACCAUGGGCCAGCAAAACCAGUUCUUCAAGAUCAAGAUCUUUGCCGAAUGGGUCGCCAACGCCGUCUAUCACUCCAUCAUCCUUUACGUUUUCGGACAGCUCAUCUGGUACGGUGACCUCAUCCAGGGCGACGGGCAGAUCGCUGGUCACUGGGUCUGGGGCACGGCGCUCUACGCCGCUGUCCUUCUCACUGUGCUGGGCAAGGCGGCUCUGAUCACGAACAACUGGACAAAGUACCACGUCAUCGCCAUCCCCGGCAGCAUGCUCUUCUGGUGGGGCUUCAUCGCCCUCUACGGUACCGUCGCGCCCAUGAUCCCCUUCUCGGCCGAGUACCACGGCGUCAUCCCCAAGCUGUACAGCAGCCCCGUCUUCUGGUUGCAGACCUUCUCGUUGGCGAUUAUGUGUCUCCUGCGAGACAUUGCCUGGAAGUUCGCCAAGCGGAUGUACAUGCCGCAGACGUACCACCACAUACAAGAGAUUCAGAAGUAUAACAUUCAAGAUUACCGACCGAGGAUGGAGCAGUUCCAAAAGGCGAUUCGCAAGGUGCGCCAGGUCCAGCGCAUGCGCAAGCAGCGCGGUUACGCGUUCUCCCAAGCGGACGAGAGCCAGACGAGGGUGAUCCAAGCAUACGACACGACACAGCAUCGUGGACGGUACGGCGAGAUGGCCAGUUCGAGACCCCAGGGCAGAUAGUCGUCCCCCUUUCGCCUCCCCCCUUUUUCUCCUUUGAAAACCUCUGAUGCUGGCACCCACCGCCGCGUGCCGGGGUGGGGCAAAAGCGACGCGAAACCUAUGAUGAUUACGACUCGAGGGGGAAGGGCCGGCUGCGUUGAUUUUGAGACUCGGGGAAGGACUUAUCCCACCCCCAACGCAAUGGUAAUGCCAACGGUAGCGACGACAGCACGAUGUAAAGUUUUGUGCCUUUAUUUUCUUCUUCCUAUUUUUAUUAUUAUAUGCAUGGCUGGGAAACUUUAUCGUCAUCCGGGCACGGGAUAUUCCCAUGGGAAUGGCGUUUUUUUCUUCUUCAAAGCUAUUUUGCUCGGCUGUGCUUUUUCUGUACUACUCUGUGUAGGCUUUCUUAUUUGCUUCAGCCCUUCAUCUUGCUGUGGUGUCGUUCACUUUUGUUUCUGACAAUACGGACGCACACAAAACACAUUGGGUGAUUGGCCUACAGGGGAUUGCGUCGUUUCGAUGUGUCUCGGAGAAGGAGACGACGAAUCGAGGCGAUGGAAGAAGAAAAAAAAGAGAGGGAGAGGCGGUUGACGAGAAGAAGCCACAUGACGAUGGUGGCAGGUCCGAGGAGACAACCCAACAACGGGUAACGCAUGCGGAAUGGAAAAGAGUGGUCGUUUAUUCCCAAAAUACCUCUUUGCUUUUUAUCUCUUCCGGGGCGACGGGGCGUUCUUGGUCCAGAUACACCGCACAUGAUGAAUUGACACCCCACAUCUUCAUCACGGCUCUUUUUUUUUUUUUUGCCCUUGGCUGCUGCCUCAAUGUACACAUGCUUUAGGUCGUUGAAGACAUGUAGUUCACAGCGGACAUGACAAAACCGAGGUUGAACCCGCCAUAUUGAUAUCUAAAACUUCUACUUCUGCCGCCUCC
Molecule: messenger RNA, 5054 nt
Organism: Colletotrichum destructivum
Lineage: Eukaryota; Fungi; Ascomycota; Sordariomycetes; Glomerellales; Glomerellaceae
Product: Putative P-type ATPase, HAD superfamily, P-type ATPase, transmembrane domain superfamily
Exons: 3
Coding region: 36-4145 (1369 amino acids)
Biological process (GO): post-Golgi vesicle-mediated transport; phospholipid translocation; endocytic recycling
Cellular component (GO): plasma membrane
Molecular function (GO): magnesium ion binding; ATP hydrolysis activity; ATPase-coupled intramembrane lipid carrier activity
Source: RefSeq, a predicted model, not a curated record